Molecule: messenger RNA, 2563 nt
Organism: Alnus glutinosa
Lineage: Eukaryota; Viridiplantae; Streptophyta; Magnoliopsida; Fagales; Betulaceae
Product: pentatricopeptide repeat-containing protein At2g34400
Exons: 5
Coding region: 74-1990 (638 amino acids)
Biological process (GO): RNA modification
Cellular component (GO): intracellular membrane-bounded organelle
Molecular function (GO): RNA binding; protein binding
Source: RefSeq, a predicted model, not a curated record
GAGAAGGCAUUCUGGGCCAUAGCGACGCUCAGGAUUGCCAAUUUGCCAUACACUAUUCCCUCUCCCACAGACGAUGCUCAGGAGAAAAGUCCCUUCACGCUUCAAUUCCAGCGCUCUCAUUUUCUCAAGCACCCACGAGCACCUUAACCACCCACAGCGAAAACAACGAGAACAAAAACCUCUCAGUGAGACGCUCUUGUCCCUCCUGAAAAAAUGUGUAUCCACCAAGCAGUUGCAACAAAUACAAACCCAGAUGCUCGUUAACUCCAUACACAAAUCUAAUUUCCUUCUCUCCAAAAUCAUCGACCUCAGAAACUUCACCUAUGCCUCCCUUCUCUUCUCCCAUAUCCCCCAACCCAACGACUACGCCUUCAAUGUUAUGAUCCGUGGCCUAACCAAUACAUGGCAUAAGUAUGCUCUUGCCCUUCGAUUCUAUUACCAAAUGAAGUUUUUGGGCCUAAAGCCCAAUAAUUUUACGUACCCAUUUUUGUUCAUUGCAUGCGCGAAUCUUUUAGCGUUAAAUCAUGGCCGGGUGGCCCACUCUUUGAUAUUUAAAAUUGGGUUGGAUAAUGAUGAUCAUACAUAUCAUUCAUUGUUGACAAUGUAUGCCAGGUGCGGUGAAUUGGGUUGGGCCCGAAAAGUGUUUGACGAAAUUACUGAGAGGGACUUGGUUUCGUGGAACUCGAUGAUAUCGGGGUACUCAAAGAUGGGGCAUGCUGCAGAUGCGGUGAGGCUUUUUCACGAAAUGAGGGAAGUGGGGUUUGAGCCAGAUGAAAUGACUUUAGUGAGCGUUCUUGGGGCAUGUAAGGACAUAGGGGAUUUGAGUUUGGGGAGGUGGGUGGAGGAGUUCGUUGUGGAGAGUAAGAUGGAGCUGAACUCUUAUGUGGGUUCUGCAUUAAUUGAUAUGUAUGGUAAGUGUGGGGAUUUAAUGGCAGCAAGGAGGAUUUUUGAUACUAUGGGGAAGAAAGAUGUUGUCACAUGGAAUGCCAUGAUCACGGGAUAUGCACAAAAUGGAAUGUCAGAUGAAGCAAUCAUGCUAUUUAAUCACAUGAGAGAGGUGGGUGUUAAUCCAGAUAAAAUCACGUUGAUCGGAGUGCUGUCUUCUUGUGCUUCAAUUGGGGCCCUUGACAUUGGGAAAUGGGUUGAUACAUAUGCAUCAGAAAGAGGCUUGCAGCAUGACAUAUAUGUUGCUACUGCAUUGGUUGAUAUGUAUGCAAAGUGUGGGAGCUUAGACAGUGCACAAAGAGUCUUUGAAGGCAUGCCACAGAAAAAUGAUGUCUCUUGGAAUGCCAUGAUUUCUGCACUUGCUUUUCAUGGGCAGGCACAAGAAGCCUUAUCAUUAUUCGAGCGCAUGUCAAAGGAGGGUGGGUUUGCCUGCCCAAAUGACAUCACAUUUGUAGGAGUACUUUCUGCAUGCGUUCAUGUAGGAUUGGUUGAUGAGGGCCGUAAAUUGUUUGAUAUGAUGAGCUCGUCUUUUGGUUUGGUCCCAAAAGUUGAGCAUUACUCUUGCAUGGUUGAUCUUUUGGCACGCGCAGGACAUCUUUAUGAAGCUUGGGACUUCAUUGAGAAGAUGCCUGAAAAACCUGAUGAAGUUGUAUUGGGGGCCUUGCUUGGUGCCUGUCAGAAGCGCAGAAACAUAGAUAUCAGUGAGCGGGUUGUGCAGCUACUGCUGGAGCUAGAGCCUUCAAAUUCUGGAAAUUAUGUUAUCUCAUCAAAAAUUUUUGCAAAUUUGAAAAGGUGGCAUGAUUCAGCAAGGAUGAGAGUGUUGAUGAGACAGAGGGGUGUCAAUAAGACUCCUGGUUGCAGCUGGAUUGAGAUUGAGACUCAACUUCAUGAAUUUCAUGCUGGCGGUGAUUUACACCAUAAUUCGGUAGAAAUUUAUGAAGUACUUGAUCUGCUAUAUGAGGAGCUGCAGGGGGAAGGUUACAUUCCGAAGAUUGGUGAAUUUGCUGAACAAGGAGUUGAAGGGGACAGAGGACUGAUGAGUUAAAAACUUACUUUACUUAGCAGUCUUCUGGACCAACGAUAUGCUUGGAAUCGCUGUGUUUAUAGGUGCCAUUGGCCUUUCAAGUGGAGAGAAAGAGAGAGAGCUGCAACUCCUGAAAUUCGCUCUUGAUCUUAUCUGGCUGUAUCCAUUUACUUUGGGGAACAUUGCAACUUGUUACUUGCAGAAUUGCAGUGCCAAGCUCACCUGGAGAAAUAUUGGAAUUGACAUUCCUGGAAAGAAUAGGUAUGUCAAAGCAUUGUGUUGGGAUUUAAAAGCUCAGAGAGGCAAGGUCCCAAUGAAUUGUUUACAAUGGGUAGGCACACAUAUUCAUUGCCUAACGCUUUUCUAGCAAGGAAAAAACUGAUGAAGUGCAAGUGUGAAGUGCAGGGGAAGAACUGAAGCGACAAUCAUGCUUUAGGAGAGAAAGAGUCCAAGAACCAUAUCUGCAAGUCGUAAAUGGAUCAUAUGGUGAGAUUUUUGUCUUGGAUUGCUCUUCCCAGGAAACAAGUCAUCGAAUUGAACAGUAUACAUCCUUUAUAAGAAAAUAGAAAUGCUAAAAACUACACUUUUAUUCUA